Molecule: messenger RNA, 1979 nt
Organism: Polyodon spathula (Mississippi paddlefish)
Lineage: Eukaryota; Metazoa; Chordata; Actinopteri; Acipenseriformes; Polyodontidae
Product: KIAA1143 ortholog
Exons: 3
Coding region: 107-577 (156 amino acids)
Source: RefSeq, a predicted model, not a curated record
ACGCAUUGACUUUCCCACCGUACGUAUCCUGCAAAGAAAGUGAUCGAAGUAGAGCCACGCUACAUUGCAUUUCGUGUUGUGUUGGGAUUUACAGAAGAAUAUAGGAAUGAGUAGGAAAUGUAACGUGUCAUGGGUAAAGCCUGGAGAGCCGGCUUUUCUGACGAAGUUUAAAAAUGACGUUGGUUACAAAGAAGGGCCGACUGUGGAUACGAAGAGACAGGACCUGCCUGUUGUAGAGGACAGUGGAGACAGCGAUCGGGAGGACGAACUGCCCCAGGUGGUGGUUCUGAAGAAGGGAGAUCUGUCUGCAGAGGAAUUCAUGAAGAUUAAAACUGGCACAGAAGGAAGCUCAAAAGAGGUUGCAGAAGUAGACGCCCCUGCAGGUGGUAAGAUCAUGUUCAGGAAGCCUGUCAAGCGUUCUGCAAACACAUUUCAAGGCAUCACAGCGUCUUCAAGCAAAAAGAAAAAGGGUAACGAAAAGGAGAGCGGUGACUCCAAAACCACCACGGAGAACCCACAGAAGAAAGUGAAAAAUAGCAGCCUGCUUUCCUUCGGGGACGAUGAGGAGCAAGACUAGCUCGCCUUCAAGACUGGUGUCUUGCCCUGUAGCAUUUUGAUGAGCUUGACUAUUGAAAGUUUAAUGUGUUUUUGACAUAAUCGGUGAAUAAUUGGCCCUAGUAACUCACUGAUAACUGGUUUCACAGACCCUGAUUGAUAUUUGGGUGUAGAAACUAAUAAUAUCAAUUUCCCACCCUUAAUUGACACCAGUAUCCAUCACUGCUUCCUUAUCAGUUUUAAUUGCAUUAUUCAUGUCUCAAGUUUUCUUAACUCUGAAAGUACCAAAAGUGAUAACAUUUUUAUUAGAAAUGAGGCAGUAAAAUGAUCUUAUGCCUAAUACUAGCAUUACAUUUUAUAGUACUGUUUUAGAAUGUGGACCACUUGUACACUAAGUUUGCCAGAUAAGUUAAGACACUGCAGUAGAUGGGAAUGUGUGCUGACAAGCAGGUUGUUGUCAGAUGGACACUAUUAUGAAAGACGUGCAUUUUAUAAAUGGUCCCUUUGGAAACAUAGUUGCAAACAGUAAACUGAAAAAUGAUAAGAUUCUGUUAACAUACCAUGCAUAGGCACAUCUUCAAGGUGAACGGAGGGCUUUUAAUAUUCAGCUCAUCGGAUGUAAAUACGUGUAAAGCUUCUAAAGUCACUGGGGAGAUAUUAUACAUGAGGAAUUAUGCAACAUGAAAUGUUUAAAUGUGUUUUUUGUAUUUUAAAAAUCUUGAUUUUGUGAUGUGUGUGUGUUUAUUUUUUUUAUUUUUAUUUUGUUGCGACAUGAGUAAUAAAGAAGCCUAAUUUUACAAUCCUGAAUUUGGAUUAGGAGAAAUAGAAGCAAAUGCUAUUGGCAAGCGUCUCUGUGGGUUUUAGGUGUAACAGAACAAAACAGGUUAAUGUUUCUGUGUCAGGUAAAAUGUCCUCAGGUUAAUAGGACAAGCUGACAUUUAAUACUUGCAUAUGUAUGUUGAAACUAAUAUUAACUUCCAUUUUAGGGCAUCUGAUUAAUUUCCCUAACUUUUGAAUACAUUUGUAAGUUGUUAUCUGUGGAAUGUGGUUUGAAGUCGGCCAAGGACAGCAUAAUAUCAGCUGGUAGUUGUUAGGGUUAAAGAAACUUCUUGAACAUUCUAGAACAAGUAGGAUAUACAAAGAGGCUCAGUCUGAGAGCUUGUGAGCAGAACUUAUGAGCUGCCUGUGGAAAUACUGUCCUAGGUCAUCGUGCUCCUGGAUAUUUGGGUGAGGAUCUUGAAUCUUCUCUUAUCUGUAAUCGCUGCUUGCUUUAAUAAACAAUGCAAUUGAUUUGACUUAGAGAGCGAUCCCUGGUAUCUAUUUGUGUUUAUUAAUUGGUUUGCAACAUAGCUCAUUAGGUUACAGGUCUGAAUGUAUGUAACCGUUAAAUGGACAUGGUGUAAAUUAAAAACAAAAAGUUAUUA